ACUGUUGCUGCUGAGUGGUGACGUUUCCGAAACAAAUGUACAAUCUGUCAAAACAUUAAAGUUAGUUAGAAUCCGGAAACUUUGCGAUUCUUUAUACCAUCUGAACGACAUUAUAAUCUCAAUUGCAUUCCCCGAAAAUAGAACGUGAAAUUUACCAAAGAUGGUAUUCGCGAAAUCAUGGGAAGAUUUUGAAAUCACCGCAGAAAACAUGUAUAUUUCCAACCCGUGCCAAUGUCGAUUCACAAUGAAAUAUACCCACAAACGCAAUGCUGUCGUGCUGAAACUGACCGACAACGUGAAAUGUGUCCAGUUUAAAACCGAAGUGCUAUCAGAUCUCAAAAGAAUAGAAAAAUUCACCGGUAAUCUGAUGUGGCUGAUGGCGUCCAAGGAAUGAACUCAAGCGCGGGUGUGGGGCAGGGAACUAUCAUUGUAUGAUGUAUGUAUUGUGUAGGUUAAUUUUCCGUUUCUUAUAAAUAAAAUGAAAUUAUCGAGUAUGUUGAAUUCAA
This is a messenger RNA of Malaya genurostris, 506 nucleotides long. RefSeq names its product signal recognition particle 9 kDa protein (gene Srp9). Lineage: Eukaryota; Metazoa; Arthropoda; Insecta; Diptera; Culicidae. Gene Ontology annotation, cellular component: signal recognition particle, endoplasmic reticulum targeting. Gene Ontology annotation, biological process: SRP-dependent cotranslational protein targeting to membrane; negative regulation of translational elongation. Gene Ontology annotation, molecular function: 7S RNA binding. The transcript has a single exon. Bases 161 to 394 code for a protein of 77 amino acids. The record is from RefSeq and is a predicted model, not a curated record.